Messenger RNA from Acanthisitta chloris (rifleman), 1890 nucleotides. RefSeq names its product solute carrier family 5 (sodium/monocarboxylate cotransporter), member 12 (gene SLC5A12). The record is from RefSeq and is a predicted model, not a curated record. The coding region runs from base 1 to 1890 and encodes 629 amino acids. The transcript is spliced from 15 exons. Gene Ontology annotation, cellular component: membrane. Lineage: Eukaryota; Metazoa; Chordata; Aves; Passeriformes; Acanthisittidae. Gene Ontology annotation, biological process: sodium ion transport; transmembrane transport. Gene Ontology annotation, molecular function: symporter activity; lactate transmembrane transporter activity.
AUGCCAAACUUUGUAGCUCCAGAAGUCAAAAAAUUUGUGGCUUGGGACUAUGUCGUUUUUGCAGCACUAUUUUUAGUCUGUGCCAGCAUUGGAGUGUUUUUUGCCGUUAAAGAGAGGAAGAAGAAAACUUCCAAGGAGUUCCUGGUGGGUGGAAGGCAGAUGACAUGUGGACCCAUAGCUUUUUCUCUCACCUCAAGCUUCAUGUCAGCAGUCACUGUCCUGGGGACACCCUCUGAAGUGUAUCGCUAUGGAGCAUCCUUUGUGCUGUUCUUUCUUUCCUAUGCACUCGUCAUCAUUUUUACAGCUGAACUUUUUCUACCUGUGUUUUACAGGUCUGGCAUCACAAGCACUUACGAGUAUUUAGAGUUAAGGUUUAACAAGAUUGUCCGUCUUGCUGCAACACUGAUCUACAUCCUGCAGACGAUCCUGUACACAGGAAUAGUGGUCUAUGCUCCAUCACUGGCACUCAACCAAGUCACUGGAUUUGAUCUCUGGGGCUCUGUAGCUGCAACAGGAAUCGUCUGCACUUUCUACUGCACUUUGGGAGGAUUAAAAGCUGUUGUCUGGACAGAUGCAUUUCAAAUGAUGGUCAUGGUGGCUGGUUUUGUGUCAGUUUUGGUUCGAGGAACUAGUCUGAAUGGUGGAGCAACCAAAGUUUGGGAAGAUGCCCAUGAAGGAUCACGACUAAACAUAUUUGACUUUGAUGUCGACCCCCUGCGACGACACACCUUCUGGACCAUCGCUGUCGGGGGAACCUUUACCUGGCUAGGGCUCUAUGGAGUCAACCAGUCCACAAUACAGAGAUGCAUUUCUUGCAAAUCAGAAAAGCAUGCAAAGCUGGCACUUUACCUGAAUUUAUUGGGACUUUGGACAGUCCUAGUAUGUGCAGUAUUUUGUGGAUUGGUGAUGUACUCUCAUUACAAGAGUUGUGAUCCUUGGACUGCUGAUUUCAUUUCAGCCCCUGAUCAGCUCAUGCCUUACUUUGUUAUGGACAUCUUUUCUUCCAUGCCAGGAGUCCCAGGACUGUUUGUUGCCUGUGCAUUCAGUGGAACAUUAAGCACAGUAGCUGCCAGCAUCAACGCUUUAGCAACUGUUACCUUUGAAGAUGUGGUCAAGAAAGGGUUCCCAAACCUCUCUGACAGGAUGAGCACCGGGAUCAGCAAAGGCUUGUGUGUUUUAUACGGUGUCCUGUGCACCUCGAUGGCUGCAGCAGCAUCACUGCUGGGAGGAGUUGUGCAGGCUUCCCUCUCCAUCCACGGGAUGUGUGGGGGGCCCAUGCUGGGAUUAUUUACCCUGGGAAUUGUGUUUCCUUGUGCUAACUGGAAGGGUGCGAUGGGAGGUCUCUUAGCAGGGCUCACCUUGGCCUUUUGGGCUGGUACUGGCUCUUUUAUUUACCCUGCACCAUCAGCAAAGUCCCUCCCUCUGCAUCUGUCCACUCUGAACUGCUCUCUGGCAAACAGCACCGAGGCACUGGUGACAGCAGCUCCUACAGCAGCUCCAGAGAGGCCUGUGCUGGCAGACACCUGGUACUCCCUGUCCUACCUGUACUUCAGUGCCAUCGGCUGCCUGGGCUGUGCCAUCACUGGCUUGGUGAUCAGCUUUAUAACAGGACCUACUAAAGGAGAAGAUAUCCCACCAGUGUUAAUUAAGCCAGUCUGCAACCUGUUUUGCUUUUGGUCCAAACGACUCAAAACUUUGCUGUGGUGUGGAGUGAGGCAUGACAGCCCCGAGGUGAGCUUUGAGAAACACCUGCCUAACAUUACUGCAAAUAAAACCAGAACAGAUGACACCUUCAAGAACAACACCAACAAAGAAAACAAUUGCCCUUUCCCUGGUUACAAUCCUGAGGAAAAAUCCUACACAAACAUGAGCAGAGAAUCUCGCCUCUAG